ACCAUGAAGAUUUCUCUUCUUCUCCUCAUUCUCUCUCUUUUCACCUCUUCAAUCGCCGCUUUCCCCCAUUUUUUCCCCAACGUUUCCUCCAUUCCGCCAUCGCUCUUGCCCAACACCACCGCCGGUGCUUGGGAUAGCUUCCACAAACUCUCCGGUUGCCAUUCCGGUCAGACUGUUCCAGGUAUUUCUAAACUCAAAACCUACUUACAUUACUUCGGAUACAUCGGUAACGCCUCUAAAAACUACACCGAUGAUUUCGAUGAUGGACUUGAAUCUGCGGUUAAAAAUUAUCAGCUCAAUUUCAAUUUAAAUACUACCGGUGAACUUGAUGAGCCGACGGUGAAUCAGAUCUUAAAACCUAGAUGUGGAGUUGCGGAUAUUAUUAAUGGAUCUAGCACUAUGAACUCUGGUAAAGCUGCGUCGAUGGUCGGACAUACAGUAGCUCAUUAUUCGUUUUUCCCUGGGAUGCCGCGGUGGUCGUCGCGCCGUCGUGAUUUGACCUACGCGUUUGAUCCGAGAAAUCAACUUUCCGAUGACGUUAAGCGCGUUUUCGGUAACGCCUUCACGCGGUGGUCGGAAUGGACGCCGUUGACAUUUACCGAAAGCAGUAACUACGAUACUGCGGACCUUAAGAUCGGAUUCUAUGGAGGAAACCACGGUGACGGCGAGGAUUUCGACGGAGUUCUCGGAACAUUAGCUCACGCUUUUGCACCGCCUAGAGGAUUACUACAUCUAGACAGCGACGAAACUUGGAUCAUCGACGACGUUUUUGCGUCUGGAUCUCCGUCGGCGAUGGAUCUGGAAUCGGUGGCGGUGCAUGAGAUCGGACAUCUGUUAGGUCUAGGUCACUCGUCGAUAGAAGAAGCAGUCAUGUUUCCGACGAUAUCGUCCGGUGUUCGGAAAGUGGAGCUGGCGAGGGACGACGUUGAAGGUAUUCAGGUGUUGUACGGAUCAAACCCUGACAGCAAUAGCACCGUCGGACCGACGUUCGGCGGCCGGGAAACGAGUGGGGCCCACAUCGUAUCAUCGUUAUUGGUCCACGUCAUAUUUUUGGCCAUUGGAUUAGCAUUGUUUAUUUUGUAGACGGUUGUUUUAUUUUUUAUUUCUAUUUUUUGUAAUUUAAAAU
Messenger RNA from Cynara cardunculus var. scolymus (artichoke), 1126 nucleotides. RefSeq names its product metalloendoproteinase 5-MMP-like. Gene Ontology annotation, biological process: extracellular matrix organization; proteolysis; collagen catabolic process. The record is from RefSeq and is a predicted model, not a curated record. Gene Ontology annotation, cellular component: extracellular matrix. Gene Ontology annotation, molecular function: metalloendopeptidase activity; zinc ion binding. Lineage: Eukaryota; Viridiplantae; Streptophyta; Magnoliopsida; Asterales; Asteraceae. The transcript has a single exon. Bases 4 to 1083 code for a protein of 359 amino acids.